This is a messenger RNA of Penicillium canescens, 669 nucleotides long. Its product is annotated as PEX11 domain protein. Gene Ontology annotation, cellular component: peroxisomal membrane. The coding region runs from base 1 to 669 and encodes 222 amino acids. The transcript is spliced from 3 exons. Gene Ontology annotation, biological process: peroxisome fission; regulation of peroxisome size. The record is from RefSeq and is a predicted model, not a curated record. Lineage: Eukaryota; Fungi; Ascomycota; Eurotiomycetes; Eurotiales; Aspergillaceae.
AUGAUUCAAAAGUUCUCUCGUUUCGUUAACUCCGGUGCUGGCCUGGAGAAGACCCUUCGCCUGAUCCAAUGCACGGCACAGGUUGUCGCUGCGCUCACCGUCAGCAGUGCCCUGGCCGUGCAAUUGACGACGGUCAAGUUGCAAUUGGCAUUGGCGCGGAGGUACUUCCGUUUCUUCGGGUUCAUUGACUCCUUCCAGCGCAUGUCUGCAUUGCUAGGCAAGGAUGGAUUCGGCUCUGUGGGUGGACUGAUUGAACUUGCUAAGUGGACCUGCUUUGGCCUCUAUUUCGUCCUGGAGGACUUGACUACGCUUCAUGCUAUGGGUGUCUAUGCAGUGUCCUGGCAUGAUUCCGUCAUGGACCAAGCCAAUACUUUCUGGCUCUAUGCUCUCUCUUUCUCGGUUGCAGGUGGUAUCUGGGCGCUCCUUUUCGGCCCCUCAGAGCAACCAGCCAAGAAAGAUGGCGAGAAGAAGAAAGUCGAGCCCGAGAAAGCUGUUCCCGUCAAGGCGACUCCUUCCUCUGCUUUGAUUCAGCAGAUUGUGGUCGAUAGCUGUGAUUUGCUCAUUCCACUGGAGCUUCUCAACUGGAUGCCCACAGGAGAUGUUGUGGUUGGAUCCACCAUGGUAUUGAGUACAUUGCUGACUGCUCAAAAUAUUUGGGCUCGGGUGUGA